Diabrotica balteata is the source of this 894-nucleotide messenger RNA. The record is from the annotation of a GenBank genome assembly. NCBI's taxonomy places the organism in Eukaryota, Metazoa, Arthropoda, Insecta, Coleoptera, Chrysomelidae.
AUGAAAGAAAUUUCAGUUGAUGAACUAUACAAAAAAGACGACAAACUAAAAAAAGAAGAUGUGCAGUCUUUAAUGGAAUGGAUGGAGAAGCAACCACAUUUGCCUAAAAUUUCAGAACUGCAGACAGCGCUUUUCCUUCAUAGUUGUUAUUACAGCAAUGAAGCUGCUAAAUAUACCAUCGAUACACACUUUACUGUCAAAACGUUAUGUCCCGAUGUUUUUGGGUCCAAAGAUGUUAAGAAUGAUAAUUUACUUCAAAUAGCAAUGAAAACUGUAUUUGUUGGUCCUGUUCCUAAACCUCCAAAAUCAAAUGAUAUAAUACUCUUCGGAAAGUUAAUGGAUUUUAAUCCAGACAACUACACGCUCGCCCCCCAAGUGAAUUUAUUUGAUUUGGCGACCAUAAUGUACUAUUUGGAAAAUGGGCCAGCCGAUGGUGUUCAUAUUGUGCUAGAUAUGAAGGGAGUCGUUUUUGCGCAUUUUCUUAAACUUAAUCCAGUUGUUAUAAAGAAAUUUCUGUAUUAUUUACAGGAAGGAAUGCCGAUAAGACUGAAGACACUUCAUUUUAUUAAUAUUGUAUCAUUUAUGGAUAAAAUUUUAGCCCUAAUGAAACCGUUUAUGAAGAAAGAACUAAUUGAUUCGCUACAUCUUCAUACGGAUGCCGAAUCUGCAUUUAAAUAUAUCCCUAAAGAAAUGUUUCCUCAAGAAUAUGGAGGACCUUGUGAGUCAUCAGAAAUAAUACAAGAGAAAAUUAGAAGUAAAAUUAUGGACAACGCAGAUUUUGUUACCCAUCUGACUAAUCAAGUUGUUGAUGAAUCCAAAAGGCAAGGAAAGCCAAAGAACGCUGGAGAUUUAUUCGGUGUAGAAGGAAGCUUCAAAAAACUAGAAGUCGACUAG